Messenger RNA from Pseudopodoces humilis (Tibetan ground-tit), 1317 nucleotides. NCBI's taxonomy places the organism in Eukaryota, Metazoa, Chordata, Aves, Passeriformes, Paridae. The record is from RefSeq and is a predicted model, not a curated record.
GGGGCCGAUCCCGCCGGGUUUCCGGGAGUGGGGCGGCAUGGAGCCAUCGCUGGCGGAGGGGGGCGGCCGCUUCCGCGCCAGCGAGCACCAGCACGUUCGGUACAACCCGCUGCGGGACGACUGGGUGCUGGUAUCGGCCCACCGGGUGAAGCGUCCUUGGCAGGGUCAGCUUGAGAAGCCACCCCCUGAGGAUGUGCCCCGCUGGGACCCCAAGAACCCCCUCUGUCCCGGGGCCACCCGGGCCAACGGCGAGGUGAACCCAAAGUACGAGGGUACUUUCGUCUUUCCAAAUGACUUCCCUGCACUGCAGCCUGAUGCUCCAGAACCUGAUGACAGUGAUCACCCCUUGUUUCGAGCUGCCCCAGCCCGGGGUGUGUGCAAGGUGAUGUGUUUCCACCCCUGGUCAGACCUGACGCUGCCUCUCAUGUCCCUGCCAGAGAUCCGGGCUGUCGUCGAUGCAUGGACAGAGCUGGCGACUGAACUGGGUGCUUCCUACCCCUGGGUGCAGAUCUUUGAGAACAAGGGAGCGAUGAUGGGCUGCUCCAACCCGCACCCCCACUGCCAGGUGUGGGCCAGCAGCUUCCUCCCGAACGAGGCGCGCCUGGAGGACCGGACCCAGCGCCAGCACCUGAGCCAGCACGGCGUGCCCAUGCUGCUGGAGUACGCUGAGCAGGAGGCUCGCCGAAAGGAGCGGCUGGUGGUGGAGAAUGCAGACUGGCUGGUUGUGGUGCCAUACUGGGCUACCUGGCCCUACCAGACCCUGCUGCUGCCCCGCCGCCACGUCUGUCGCCUCCAGGACCUCAGUGACAGUGAGAAGGACAGCCUGGCCUCCAUCAUGCAGAGGCUGCUCAUCAAGUACGACAACCUCUUUGAAGUCUCCUUCCCCUACUCCAUGGGCUGGCACGGAGCCCCCACAGGCCCCUACCUGGAGGAGGAGUGCAGGCACUGGCAGCUCCAUGCCCACUACUAUCCCCCACUGCUGCGCUCCGCCACCGUCCGCAAGUUCAUGGUGGGAUACGAGAUGCUGGCGCAGGCACAGAGGGACCUCACCCCAGAGCAGGCAGCCGAGCGCCUGAGGAGCCUCCCUGAGGUACACUACAAGAAGAGGACCGAGGAGGUGUGAUGGGGAGCAGCACAGCAUCCAGACCUCGGAUGUGGUGUUCCUUGUCUCUUUCGCCAUCCCAGGCACUGUCUUCUGCCCCCAUGGCAUGCUCCUACCACCACUAAAGGGCUUACCCUCCUUACCAGUCCAGUCUCACUGGUGGGACUGGGAGUUCUUCUGCCCCGUGGAGGGGCACAACCCCCCUGGACAAUAAA